Anthonomus grandis grandis is the source of this 3565-nucleotide messenger RNA. RefSeq lists its product as uncharacterized. The coding region runs from base 342 to 3329 and encodes 995 amino acids. Lineage: Eukaryota; Metazoa; Arthropoda; Insecta; Coleoptera; Curculionidae. The record is from RefSeq and is a predicted model, not a curated record. The transcript is spliced from 2 exons.
GUGUGUUUGAAAUUGCAAUAACAAUAAAUGCGAUUGCCAAUAAUUCUUUAAUCAACAAAUAAUUAUAUUGUUGCUAUAGUUAAUUUUCUUUAAAGAAUCUUAGUUAUUAAUGAUUUUUCUGUUUUCCAAAUAAAAAUUGUCUUUUUGUAACUUUUAAAUUGUAUUGUUAGUGUAGCUGGGACAAAAUAAACCAAAUUAUUUGAUAUUAUUUGAAAUUCUUCAGAUUUCUACAUAGAGCCAUAUUAGAAGAGAAACCAAUAAUUCAUUACCAACUGGGACAAAAAUAUACACAUACCCAUAUUUAUUAAAAUGUGUUUAAUUUAAGUUGGUUAAGGUUAAAAAUGACUGAACACAUAAUAACUCGACCACAGAAGCUUUCCAAACUUUCUAGUCAUUCCUCAGAGAUUGAUAAUCUAUGGACAAGCCUGGAGAUGGAAGUUACUUUAAAUGAUGAAGGUCAAUAUGAAGCGUCAGAAACAAGUAUAAAUUGUAAUUUUUCUAAUUUGUAUCCCAAAUCCUAUAAUAACAUAAAUAAUCAACAUGUAGCUAUUUCAUAUUGCAACAAAACCAUUGACACUAGAGGACCUAUCCAGCAAAGACCAAGAGUUCGCAAAGAAAGUGAGAUUUUGAGGAGACAAAGGCAAAAAAUGAGACGUAAAGAACGGCGUAGAGAGGCAACGCGCCAAGCAAUAGAAGAAGACUUAAAAGCCAUUGAGCUUGCAAUAAAUAAUCCCUUAACUUCCCGACAUCAAAAUUUGAUACCACAAAAUCAAGACGUUAGUAAAUCACAUCAGUCUCCAACUAUUGUAAGGGUUGUCCCUGAAGAAUUACUCACCCAUUCUGCCCUUUCUCAGACUACAACCCUAACAGAUGUUUUAAGCAAUAAAUGUCAGAAAGAGGAUGAAGCAAAAGAUGCUAGAAAACCAGCAUUGAUAACUUUACCAUCUCCAACAGUUUCCUGGGAGCAUUUGGUGGUAUUUUUAGCCAACAGACUUGGAGGUCAAGUGACCUCAGAGGAAGCCCAAUGUAUACAUAAGCAUGUUAUAGAUCAAAUGAAGAAUCUCAACAAACAUCCAUUGGAGACUAAUAUUCAAAUUAUCAACUCUGGUAUUGUGCCUCCAAACUUUUUUUUACUCAAUUUAGCAAACAAGGAAUCCCACCACUGGUUUCUAACAGAAUGUCCCCCAUACCAAGAGGGUGAUUUUGUCGCCAAGCCUAUAGAGGCUGAAGAGGCUCCCUGGCCAGCAAUAAUCUCCUUUGGCCUUAAAAAUCAGCAAAAAGUUGAUGUUCCAGAGUUACUCAAACGUUUGGACCUUCAAAAUCGCGCCUACCAAAUUAACAGAUGGACGUAUUUAAGUAUGAACGGUCAACCUGGAAGUUGGAAUUUAAAGUUUCAGAUCCCUGGUGAUCUUUUGUCUGCUCUUAAGAACGCUAACUGGAGACUCUAUUAUAGGUUAAUGUGUCUUAGUAUUCAAUAUGAUUUUAGUGCAAGCAAAGCAUUGAGACAACAAGCCUUUGGAGAGAUGAAACAUUUGGAAAUAGGCACAAAUCAUAAAAAAGGAAACUUUAAAGAACUUAUGGAAGAUUCUAUAGUACCAGAACCUAUUUCAAGUAAUAAAAAUAUGAAAACCAAAAGCUCUGCAUCAGAAAUUAAUAGGAAAUCGUUAGUACAUAAAGAUUCGCCAACAGUCUUCUAUAAAUAUCAGGUGGCAUUCUUAUCCAACAGACCUGGCGGUGAUGUAACUGAAAAGGAAGGCAAACAUAUUCAAAACCAUAUUGUAGAUGCACUGUCUAACACUUCAAAUCGAAUGUGGACUAAUCUUCUACCUACCAACAUGGGUGUGGUAUCUUCCCACUUGUUUUUGAUCACUUCAGAUGAUAAAGAAUUAUACAACUGGCUACUGAAGGAUUGCUCCUCAUAUAAAGAUGGUGGUUUUGUUGCCAGUCCAGUGUCAGCCAAAGAUAUCUUAUGGCCAGAAGUAAUUUCUUUUGGCCUUAAAAAGCAGGAAAAACCGGAUAUUCCGGAGUUGCUAAAAUGUAUUACUCUUCAAAAUCGCAAGUACAAUAUCAAGAACUGGAGGCAUUUAACAACGAAAGGUGUGCCAGGAAAUUGGGAAUUGCAGUUCCAGGUUCCUAGAGACGUUUUGCCAGUACUUAGGACCGCCAGUUGGAAACUUUAUUAUGGACUAAUGAGUCUUAAUGUUCAACAUGUCGGUGGUCGAAAAACUCUUGAGGAAAUGACAGGAAGAAUGCAAGAAAUUACUAAAUCAUUACUGGAAAAUUGUAGCAAAACAGUUCCCACAACUUUAGUGGAGAAGCAUACUGCGGCUCCAGUAUCUCAGACAGAUACAUCUAAAAUAUUAAGCAAGGCAGAGUCAACUGUUAAGAAGUCAUUAUCAAAAGUGAAUAGAGAAGCCGCAACUCAAUUAUCUGAGACAAUAGCCUCAAGUAAUGCUGGACCGAAAGUAAGACCAUUUUCAAUUGAUCAUCAGAAGACACUUACAAUUCCAAAAUCUCAGAAUACAAACUUAAGCAAUGCACCACUAGAAGCCAAAAAACCUUUGUCACAAGAUAAGAGAAACUCGACAGCUUCACCAUCUCAGUUAAUAGCUUCAAGCAACUUGGUGCCGAAAAUUGAGAGACCAUUGUCAAAUGGUGUUAGAACCUCCCCUACAGCCACUAAUUCUCCUACAUCAAUUCCGAUAAAUGCAAAUAUUUUACCAGAAGGUAAAUCAACUAACGGGGCAUCCACAGGAGGUAGUAGUAAGUACCAGGUGGUAUUUUUAGCCAAUAGACCUGGAGGUGAGGUAACUAAGGAGGAAGUGAAGCUAAUUAAGAAACAUGUUAUCAAGCAAAUGAAAAAUCGGAUUGGAACUAAUAUCCAAUUUUAUGACUUUGGUGUUGUGCCACCCAAUUUUUUCCUGAUCAUCGCAGGAAACGAUGCAACCUACAAAUGGUUAUUAAACGAAUGUCCUUCAUAUAAAAAUGGGGAUUUUGUGGCGAGUCCGGUGCCAGCUGAGGACGCUCCAUGGCCAGAAAUAGUCACAUUCCGCAUUAAAAAUGAAGAAAAAAUUGAUAUUCCAGAGUUGAUGAAGGGUUUGGCACAACAAAAUCGCAGCUAUCAAAUUCAUAGAUGGCGGCAUGUGGGGUUGAGCGGUGAGAGUGGAGAUUGGAAAUUGGACUUUCAGAUUCCGGGUGAUAUUUUGCCUGUACUGAAGUGGGCCGGUUGGAGACUGUUUUAUGAUACAAUUUGUUUGAGUGUGAGAUAUGAUUUGGAGGCCAGCAAAGCGUUACGUCAGAAGACUAUUGAAGGAACUCAACAUCCUUAGGGGUUAGAAGUUCUUCUUAGCCAGAAGUAUUAAUUUAUAUUAAAAAUAUUUUAUAUAAUGAAAAUUCUCAAUUUUGCAUCAAAAUUGUGGUGAUAGUUUGCAUUUUUUUAAUAGAAUUUAAGAAUCAUGGAAUAGCAUGUUUGGAAUUUUAAAUUAUGUAUUUGAACUGAAGAAAAUUGCAUAAAAUAAUUAAAUGAAAUAGUAAUAGAAUAGGUAUAUACUAUGAAAUAUACAGA